UACACGUGGUAUAUACAUGAUCGUGUCAUCGUGUCCUAAAAUUGGAAAAUUGAUAAUUUUAAGGAAUCAUUAACAUAGUUUAGCGGUUCGUGGCGUGUUGCCCCGCGUGAUUUAAUUGCGAUGGGAUGUUCCAACUUGUUUUCGGCAAACACUAGAGCAUCGAUAUGAUCGGGUGGUCAAGAACAAUGGACGCCAUGCUGCUGGCUCUGUACUCAUUCGAUGUGAUGCAAAUAUAAGAAUAUUCUCCCGAGUAGUCAUUCAUUUUAGGAGGAAAUUUACAUGUACUUUUCUUGACUUGGAGCUCACGCAAGUGUUCCAAUUGUUAUGCAAGAUGUCUGCAAAGGUCGUCACCAUUGGCCAGCUAAUUCAGAAAUGUCUCAAGCAGGCUUAUUUUUUGCCACAGAAACCAUCUUCCUAUUCCAAGGGAUAUAGAUUUCUAAAUGAUAAGAAAUACCGCAUGUACGAUUGCCCACCUAGCUCGCUCAAUUUCGAUCGUCUUCUGUAUCCAUUUCGUCAUCUUCCUGCCGCGGGGAAUGAGAUUCCCAUAAUAAUGGAGUGCAAACCGCCGGAAUAUUUACAACAACACUGGAGACGAUGGCUUCCCGCUUUUCCUCCACCUGUAAUUAAAUCGCUGGACGAAGGACUUCAAGAUGAUAUCCCAGUCAUCACGACAGGCGCGUUACAAGGCAUCCCCGAAGAAAAGCACAGCGUACAUCCCGACAUUUUGUACAAACUGCAGCUUAAAAGUUCGAUUCAGGAAGUUGGAGUUCUUUGUCCUAAGCACAUGGACAUUAAUUCAGUUUCUUUUCCCUGCGCUGUGAAGGCAGACUUAAGUUCUGGUGGUCGAGGAAACUGGCUUGUGAAGAACGAGAGUGAAUUAUCAGCAACCUUGAGACAGAUUCGGGGGGUUUGUGAGUGGAAGGAUGGAGUUGUAUUUGAGGAAUUUAUCCCUAGCGUCAAAGAAGUUCCUAGCUUUCAGUUUUACCUGCACAAAUCUGGGGAGAUAUUUUGGGUGGGAACUACGUCCGGCGGUUUUAUCAAUCGGUUUGCCUGGAUUAAAGGAUCAGUUGACUGGGACAGGCAAGAUGAAUACAGAGACCUUGUCCAUGAAGAAUUCACCUUGCCAAUUAGUAAUUAUCUUUUAGACCACGGUUAUUUUGGUCUUGUCACUUUUGAGGUUUUAUUCACAGACCACGGCAACUACCUUGUCGAUGUGAACCCAAGGAUUGGGGGCGACACAACACACUUAUUACUGGCACGCCACAUUGCAUCAGAAAUUGGCUUAAAGCAUUCAGCAAUAUUUUGCAAAAACAAACACAACAAUAUGACUGCUGGAAUGUUGGUUGAGAAGGCAGACCAAAACAAUGGUAAAGGCGAGUCAAUCAUCGCUGUACUUUCAACUAUGGACGCAGACAAAGGCUGUGAAUCAUAUCUGUCUAUUUUUGCCAAGAACCCUGAAGAAGUGCAACAGCUUUUUCAUCAGCUGAACAAUUGACACUUACUCAGGUAUGAAUUGUCAUAGUAAUGCAAUUCAUGCAAGUACAUGAAUAUAUUUAACAUGUCAUAUGGUAAGUGGGUGGAAUAUUAUCAUGAGGGGGCCACUCCAUUUUAGUAUCCACCCCUCCCCCUUCCCCAUGGUUGGGAUCUUCUGAGGGGCGCUUUGCCUUACUUUUGUUCUUAAGAAUAUUUCUGAGGGGUAUGAUCCAUUUUUCUCAGGGAGUAUAGUCAACUUACAACAUCCGUUGUUGGGGGGACGGGGAGCUGUGGCUAUUAAAUGGAUUAACUCCCAGUGAGUGUAGUCCUGUCGGAAUGGGACUGUUGUUGAGAGUGCAUUACUGUCAUCUCAACAACCUGUGCUCUAGUCAUUUCGAUAUGAAUCAAAGUGUGCAUGAGAAACUCUCCUUCGGGACAACUCUAUUCAAGGGACACCUCCAUUUACAGGACACAAAAUUUGGUCCCAGAAAAAUAUUAACAUAAUCUUUGUAUCUGUUAGGGUGAUUUUCUUAUGACCUUGAAAAAUGGUUUCGGUAAAUGCUCGUAAUUUGUUUUGUAAGCCAAAUAUGGGCGAGAAGAUCAAAACAUAGACUCUUUGUUUUCCCACCAAAGAAAACCCUUAUAUGGAGAAGGCAUUUUUCGAUUGGCCAAUUGUGUUGCAGUAUGGCAUCAAAGCAAAGUAUUGAUUGAUUUCUAGAAAGUUCUUCAGGCAUGAAGUUUUUUUGGGUGAACGUUUGCUUAACCAACCAAAAGCCAUGCGUGUUUGUAUCCAUUCGAUAAACCAAUCAGAUGGCUCCAUUUCCUUUCAUUUGUUAUGUCUGUUUUGUUUGCGCAUUUUCAUUUCAAGGUCAUGCGAAAAUCCCUUUACCUCUAUUGAGGGGACAUCUCUAUUUGGGGAAAGGAACACUUUUUCUGGCUUUAAAAACCGAGGUUUAAGCUCCAUUUAGGAGACACCUCUAGUUAGCCCCUGAAAAGUGACUGACCAUAAAAAGUGCUGGUAAGUUUAAGUAUAUACACCAGUCACACUGACCACAGCUUUCACAACAUGAACUAUCUCACUUAAAUCGAUGUACUGCACUUGUCGCAGUUCAUAUUGCGGAGAUAAGCUGCUUGAAAUAAUGACUACAGCAGAUUCCAAGGCAGAAUAAAAGAAAAUUUUUUUAUUUGUUAGUUAAUUAUCAACAAACCGCAGCCCAACCUCCAUUCAGGGGACACCUCUAUCCAGGCAGAAGACACUUGCCUUAAUUGGUCCCCAGGUUGUCCCCUGAAUAGAGGUUCCACUGUAUCUAAUCAGUUGAUGUUGUUCUGUCAAUGACAGUCGUAUUCAGGUCAAUAAAUUAUGUACUUACCCACAUGUUCAUAUUCCACCCACUUGCGUAAUAUGACAAUUUAUUUUAUAAGAAUAUGGAAGAUGAAAUUUGCAAUAUUUCAAGAAAAGUUAAGAUAUCAAGAAUUUAGUUUUGUGUGCUUUAAAUUGAAGAUAAUUUAGAUUUUAAUAAAAAUUUGACAAAAUUCUUCUUUUAUUAAUAGAAAUUAAGGCAAAACUGACCAAAACUAGCCAAACCUGAGUGAUGACAACCAUUCAGUGCUAAUUAAAACAAAGUAUCACCGCAGUACAAUUGAGAACAGAAAAUCAUCUUGCAAGAAUUUUUUUUGCUUUAACACUGGCACAAAUAAAAUAAAAAAGAGAAUAUUUAUAGCAGAGAGAGUUGAUUAUUUAAUAGUUUUUGAAAUUUGUGCUUGGAAGACUGAUCUUGUGCACAAAGUUCAAAUUAACUAAGGGAAUGUUAACCCAGAGCUAGUGGACCACGGGUAGGCGAGGUAACCCGCUUAGGUGGGGCAACCUGCCAAUCCAUAUAAUCUGACCUUUUAACUUGAUAAUGUUGACUUGAUAGGCCUGAGUGAUACCCAAUGCAAGGAUGGGUUCUCCGGUCUGCCCGACCAGUUAACCCUGUCAUAUUAGUUUUGUUUACACCAAAUUGUAUUAACAUUGUCAUACCAAAAAGCGAAAAACAAAUAAAUGUAUCUAAUCAGUUAAUUAUAGCCAUGCAAUUUACCGUAAGUCCUUUUAUUUUGCUACAUGUAAUUCUGAAAACACCUUUGCAGCUCAACGUUAAAUGAAUUGUACCUUAAUGUUAAUGUAGUUAUUAAAGGUAAAUUGGCC
Messenger RNA from Porites lobata, 3658 nucleotides. NCBI's taxonomy places the organism in Eukaryota, Metazoa, Cnidaria, Anthozoa, Scleractinia, Poritidae. The record is from the annotation of a GenBank genome assembly.